AUGAUGUGAAGAGCAGCGAAUGGGAGAGUAGGCUGCAACUCGACGGGCCGAGGGAGUGAGCGACUGAACCGGGGACACGGAACUGCGGCCAGGCCGAGCCCGGGACCGUCCCGAUCCUCCCCGGGAAGGUGGGCGCAGACUUUGGGGGAGCUCGGAGCCGAGAGGUGUGGGUGCAAACCAGCCAGCGGAGGUGUAAGGGCCAACCUCGCCUUGCACCCGGAGGCUUAUUCAGUCGCUCGCUUCUUUAAUAUCAUUCUCACUUGAUCCAACACGCCGGGAUCAAGCGGUUAAGGGAAACUUUCCCAUGCAACACUAAUUUGGUUGAGAGACAUCUUAAAGCGUCAGGUUUAAAAACAAAGCACGAUGCCGUUUGUGGGUGAUGAGUUAUACAAGUACAUAAAGGAGAGAAUGCCAAGUUUCCUCCUGGUAAAUGUAACAGAAUUGUUACCACAUCUGUCCUGCCUUACUCAGAUGGAUCAGGAACGAGUAAGAGCACAAGUCAGAAUGGAAGGCAAUGAGUCCGCUGUCCCCAUGUUGCUGGAUUCUGUGAGACGAAGACGGAACUGGGAAAGGCAGCUGAUAAAUGCACUGCGCAGAAAUGAGUAUCACGACCUUGCAGAUGGUUUGGAAAAUAAACUUGGAUCUCUAGCUCCACGGAGGCAGUCACCACCUGGAGGUACAUCUGCACCUUUUCCUAAACACACUACUGCUGAUGACUCUCCAGCGACACACUUUGUUUCUCCUCCCAGAUCUCAGUUCUCUGUUCCACUCCCAGAUCACUCUCCGCACACAGUGGUCGUCAGUGACAAUCGGCUGUCCUCUUCUGUCAUCGUUCCACCGGCAGUCUACCUUCAGCCCAAUGUCACUGAGCUACAGCCCACUGUGCAUAAUCAGCAGUCGGCAUCUGGCACACCUUCACCAAGUGCACCAGUACCACAUUCUGUGCCUGGCACUCCCAUACCUAACAUACCUGCAGCCCAGUCCACUCCUGUGCCACAGUCUGUGCCCGGCACUCCCAUACUUAACACACCAGUGCAGUCCACAGCAGUGCCACAGUCUGUGCCUGGCAUACAGACACCGAACACACCAGCACAGUGCACUCCCGUGCCACACACCACGCCUGGCACAGCCAUCCCUAGCACACCUGUGGCGCAAUCCACACCCAGCACCACAGCACCAGGCACACACAUGCCACAUCAAUCUGAUUUACCAGCUGCCGUUUCAAACACUUCUGGUGAAUCUUCCUCUGCACCUCUGCUCCUUUCUGAUUCAUCCUUUCAAGAUAAUUCCACCGAGUGUAAAUUACCAGUUCAAGAAAUGGGAAACCCGUUGGACAAGGAGGAAAGCAAAGAUCACAGGCUGCCCAUACAGGAGAAGACGGCGCUUUCUGAUCUAUCAAAAUCAAGUGAUUUUCCCCAGGGUCAACAGAAUCAGACCAAACAUUCAAAUCAAGGUAACACUGGUGAAAAGUGCAAUGUACGCAGUACUAACCAAGCUAAAGGAGGAAUAAUAUCUGAUGAAGCCAUUGUCAUCGCCCCUCCACCAACAAUCCAAGUGCACCCACCCAGACCAUCACGAGAGACGAGUCUGCCAGUUAUUGAUAAACCUGGAGUAUUGAUGAGUAAUGUUGGGAAUAAUGAAUUAGCAACUGAGUCUACCUGUGACCUCCCUGAAGGUGGUUGUUCAAUAUCAAGUAGAGAUUUACAGUUCAGUGAAAACACAACAAGCAACACAGGAAACAAUGGUUCGGGCAGCUCUGCACCACUCAACCAUCGUCCUGUACCCAAACAUGUUUCAGAUGACUUCAGUGAUGAAAACUCCAUCAAGGAACAAAAGAUUCAGGCACUGCGAGGUUACCAGAAUGAUCGACUGCAAGAACCUUUUUAUGAUGUUAACAAUCCCUUGAAUAUACAGAUGAAUUUUGAUGCUCUGAAAAAAAUAACUGCCUUGGAUGAAGGUGCAGGCCUUGAUCAAGAAGACAUUUUGAACCAGAAUUAUAACAUUCAGUUCCCUUGUAAGAAUAAGCCUAAUCCAAUAAGUAGCACUGAAGUUAUACAAAGUCUUGUCCUUACAAGCUCACACCCUGUUGAUAGUGAGGCUAACUCUGAACUUGAGUUCGAGAAGAAUGUGCAACUCAGUAACAGCAGUGUUUCAAUUUCCAGUGGUGAGCUAAUGAUAGAUUCUGGAUCCAGUGAUGGCUCUAUUGGAAACAGUUCUGCUGUAACCGACAACGAGGCAAGUGUUUGUGCCAAACAAGACUCCCUCGACGCAAGCCUGAUGAAGAAUAAUCGAGAGUUCCUGAACCCUGGUGUGCAAGUCCCAGCGUGGACUGGUGAUGCAAAUGUACUAACACAGAAUCAAACUCUUGAGCAUGAAUACAAAGCAGAAUACAUGGGAGACGUCGGUUGUAAUCCCACACAUCCAGAUAGAUUUACAGAGGUAGGAUCAGGUAAAAUGUCACGCCAAAAAGUUUCAGAGGGAGGAGAUUCAUUCCGUACACGUCAUGAAGUGAGCCAUGACAAGCAUUACUUUAACGCUAAAGAAAACCAGACUCAUCUGUCCAAUGAAGAUGUUCGGAAGUACAGUGGACACAUUUAUCAGGAACCUGAUUAUGAAAAUGAAGCAGGCAAUGACUGUGAAUUUGAAGCAGGGAACUUGGGAGAUGUUAGUGGGUGUUAUUUGGAAGAAGGAGCAAUUGAUGCUUUGUCCAACAAAUAUGUUCCUUUACCCUCUCAGCAAAGGUCACAAACCAAGCUGCCAGAAGAGCCAACUGGGGAUAUAAGGCAGCCAGAUUAUAUACUUCUUUCCAAAAUAGUUUUGGUUUUCACGAUUGUUGCUGGGUUUGCAUGGAAAUACUAUCGUAAGUAAUGCUUGAAAGAUUCCUUGAAAAUCAUGCUGAGUUUAAAAUAAGAUUUCAACUUAAGUAGUGAAAAUAAAUUGCUUUCCGCUCUGCUGAAAUGCACUUGGGCGUAUUUUGUAGCUCAUUGCAUUUUCACUGCAAAACUGCAGUUGGAACUCUUUCAAGAUAUCUGAAUUUGAUUGACAACAAAAUAGUUAAGCAAAUGCCUGUGCUGUGUUUUACAGUCAGCUCUUCAUGAGAGUAAAGGCUGCACUAUUUACAACAGCAAAAAAGUCUUACCCUAUUAGAUACUAACAUUCAAAGUGGUAUGCUUUCUUGCUCCAAAUCUCAUUUAAAUUGCUUGAAUCCAUGAAGUUAUGCUGAAGGUUUUUGUGGUAAUCACAGUUCUUUACACCAUAACUUGGAUGCUGAAGGUCUGCUCUAUGGUUCUUCCCCCCUCUGAAUCCAGCUUGUUUUUCUGCCAGCACAGUUACUCCUCUAAGCUUGAGCUGACUGGCUGGUAAUUUGAGCAUUACCUAUCGGACUGAGUGCAAUAGAUCAGGUGUAGGUAAAGGUGCUGUUUUGAAUGAUAACUGUCUUCCCCUAGGUUGGCCACAUUUUUUCCCCUCCUACAUUGCUGCAAAUAAAAGCACUCAAUGAAUUAUUCAAGAAACUGAAGUAAAGAGUUUCAUGACUUCAGGACACCCUUUAGCACUUUACAGCCAAUGAGUUACUUCCAAGUCUGGUUGUUGUUGCAUUGUAGGACAACUGGCUCUGAAGAAGUGCAUAGAACAGUACAGCACAGGAACAGGCCCUUUGGCCCGCAAUGUCCAUGUCGACUAUGAUGCCAAUUUAGACUAUUCCCUCCACAUGGUCUAUAUCUCUCCAUUACCUGAACAAGAGCCUCAACCUGCAGCACUCCUUCCUAUGUGAUGCCCUUUUGCACAGCUGCAGGUCAUCCAGUUUUCACCCCAGCAAAAGGCCUUUUUUUAAAGCUUGCCUUUAAUACUGUAUUCAUAGUACUGUAUCUUCAAGCAAAUGAAUAUUAGGCACGUGCUCCAUUACCUCCUGCAGAAGUUGAAAGAUAAGAUACUUAUUUAUUUAUCAUAUGUACAUCGAAACACCCAGUGAAAUGCAUCUUUUGCAUUGAGUGUUCUAAGGGCAGCCCGCAUGUGUCACCAUACCUCCAAUGCCAACCUAGCAUGCCCACAACUUCCUAACCCGUAUGUCUUUGGAAUGUGGGAGGAAGCCCACGCAGACACAGGGAGAACGUACAAACUCCUUACAGACAGCGGCGGGAAUUAAACCCGGGUCGCUGGCGCUGUGAUAGUGUUAUGCUAACCGCUACACUACCAUGCUUUCAUGUGUCUUUUAUUACUGCAAUUAGAACAAAUGUGGACCCCCAGUGUGCUUGACUAUAUGGAGGGGGAUCACAAUACUCAGAUCUUCCUUCCCCAGAAAGUGCUACUUGAAGGGCAGAUGAAAGUGACUGAAACUUCAUGUCUCCCCUCUUGAUCAUCAGAGAUAGAAAGGAGCAGGUACUAAUAUCUGGCGCUGGCACAAAUUUGGUGGAUUGGAUGGACUGCGUGUUGUACACGGUGCCUGGAAUUUAUUUCCAUUUACUGCAAUGGAGCUGCAGUUCGAGAGCUGCCUACAAUAGGCACUUAUCCAAACCACCCACUUUACACUAGACAAAUUUAUAGCUCUAUACUCUCAAGUGAGCUAGGAAGGUGAAAUAUCAGGAUAAUCUUUACCCCAGUUUAUACAUUACCUCAGAAAGUAGGAAUCUGAUCAUCAAUAUUUUAUAAUGAUUUACAAAGGGAGUGACAUUAUUCUGUCUUACGUUGGAUUGGGGGCUGGUGGUGCAAGAGUGAAUUUCAUAAUCUGGAAAGUACAUUCACAAGCUGUGCUUCAACCUUUAAUUAAAGGAUUAAGUAUUUCAAUCUAAUGUGAAAUGCAGAACUGUUUAAACCGUAGCUUCUUCUGUAAUGUGCUACAAUCUGUGGUGGUCUGAGUCUCUACCUCAUUGGAGAAUGAUGCUCUUCUAUCUCGUCUUCAGCCCUUGUGGCUACUGUUGGUAAGGAACUAAAAUAAAAAACUUUUUUGAAAGAGAUUAAAUUUAACAACUCUCUUUAGCAAUCCAGUUUAAAGUAGUUUGAUGAGAAACAAUUCAGAUUUUUCUUUUGCAAUUCGGCUUUCUUCCAGCUUCUUUGAAAAACAAUGAUUUCGUCCAGUGCAGUAAAUCCAUGAAUCCUGGUCAUGAUAUAAGGAUUCAUGGUUUUGUAAUUACCUGGGAAGAUGCUACAGAACUGACAUAAUUUUAAAUACUUCUUUGUUAAAGUAGCAGUAACCGUUAACAUUCAAUCAGAUGCACAUAGGACCUUGUGGUGCAUCGGUAGCGUGUCUGACUCCAGAUCAGAAUACUACAUGUUCAAAUCACUUUGGGGUCAAACUCUUAGGUGGGUGGCACAGUAGUGUAGCGGUUAGUAUAAACGCUAUUACAGCCCCCGCGACCCAGGUUCAAUUCCCGCUGCUGUCUGUAAUGAGUUUGUAUGUUCUCCCCAUGUGUCUGCAUGGGUUUCCUCUGAGUGCUCCGGUUUCCUCCCACAUUCCAAAGAUGUACAGGUUAGGAAGUUGUGGGCAUGCUAUGUUGGCACCGGAAGAGUGGUGACACUUGCAGGCUGCCCCCAGAACACUCUCAGUAACGCAAAAAUGCACAUUUCACUGUGUGUUUCGAUGUACAUGUGACUAAUAAAUAAAUAUCUAUCUUAUGUUUUUUAUAUCAAAACAUAAAGCCAGACUCAAAGCUGUAUGGUCAUUAAAUUGGCAAAAACAUGAGCGAUUGUUCUUGAGACUGGAUGGCAAUUGGUGAGACUGUAUUUUCAGAAGAGCAGAAACCACAGAGGUGAUAGUUUUCCAUGUGAUAGACUUGUAAUAUCAUCAUCAAGUUGUCUAAAUUGUUGGACCUUUUAAUGUAAUAAACAAGUUUCUGCUCCAUAAGAAGACAGUAUCUGUAUGAGGGAGAUAACAACAGCACAACUACUGUGAGGCGCUGAACUGUGUGGCUCCUAAAUGGCAGAUGUAUUUUUGAUCUCUAAAGCCAAUGAAACCAAUUGGACUCUAUUUAUGGAUAUCAAUUUUAUCUGAGGAUUUGAGGGACAGAGCUAAACAUGUGGAAGAAGGAUUUAAGGGCACAAAUACCACAUCGAAGACAGGAGAGAAGAACCACAUAGAAGACAAUGUUGCCUCCAUCUGAGGAAAACCUGGAACCAAGGCCUGUGACCUGCCUGUCAGUUAUUGCCUGUGGUAAACAUAGAACUUAAUAAACUUCUGAUCUAUUGCAAAAACA
Molecule: messenger RNA, 6188 nt
Organism: Pristis pectinata (smalltooth sawfish)
Lineage: Eukaryota; Metazoa; Chordata; Chondrichthyes; Rhinopristiformes; Pristidae
Gene: mavs
Product: mitochondrial antiviral signaling protein
Exons: 5
Coding region: 364-2868 (834 amino acids)
Source: RefSeq, a predicted model, not a curated record